AUGAGCAUAUCACCUGGCGAGCAUUUGACAUAUAGUAUUGGACCGCGGGGGUCUUUACGACUCCGAGACGCUCUAUCAAAAUACUUUAACGAGCAUUUCUGCCCUUCAACGCAAGUAGCGGCCGACAAUCUUUACGUCACACCUGGACUCGCCAGUUGCAUCGAUUCUAUCGCAUGGGCGUUGUGCGAUCCUGAUGAUGGCAUUUUGAUUCCCAGACCGUAUUACAACGGUUUUACCGUCGACAUCACACAUCGCAGUCACGUGCAAGUGGUUGGAGUUGACUAUGCAGAUAUAUCUAGGCACUCGUCCAUGAAUGACCUCUUCCGGCCGGAGAUCAAUACAGAGGCACUGGAAGCUGCACUUUCAAAAUCCAAGACCCGGGGUAUAAAUAUUCGUGCUCUCCUAAUAUCCCAACCACACAAUCCACUAGGUAGAUGCUAUCCACCAGAGACGCUCAAGGCAUUUUUGGGUUUUUGUAGCCGCCAUCAGAUACACCUUAUCUCGGAUGAGAUUUAUGCCAAGUCGGUGUUUCAGAACCCUUCCAUGGCCGAUCCUACACCGUUCACAUCUGUCAUGGCCGUGAGCAAUGGUCUCAUUGAUCCACUCUUGCUUCAUGUCAUGUAUGGUGCGAGCAAGGACUUUUGCGCAAAUGGACUUCGUCUGGGAGUCUUAUAUACACAGAAUCAGGGCGCUAUGCUGACAGAACUUGUGAAAUCCAGACAAUUUGCCUGGUCUCCUCACCUGGUGCAGGACAUCUGGGCUACGAUGCUCAACGACAAGAAAUGGCUUGAUACUUUCUUUACUCUAAACCAUGAACUCAUGGCUAAAAACCACUCUAUUGCAACUGCAUUCUUUCAAUCGCACAAAAUCGAUUAUUUUGAAUCAAAUGCAGGAGUGUUUAUUUGGGUUGAUCUUGGCCGCUAUAUGCUACCUCAACGAUUCCGAAGUCAAGGUCAUUCUUCAAGACUACGAUCGAACAUGUCCGAGGCCGACUUGGUGGCAUGUAUAGAAUCCGAGUCAAGACUAGCAGCUACUUGUAUCGAGUGCGGAGUUAUGAUUUCGCCCGGCAGCAUCUAUGCGUCCGAAGAGUUUGGCUGGUACAGGGUUACAUUCACGUUGCCUGAGGCAGCCCUGCGAGAAGGAUUACAUCGCAUGGGAAAGGCAUUGGAAUUCUCGGUACAAGAAUAA
Pestalotiopsis fici W106-1 is the source of this 1188-nucleotide messenger RNA. RefSeq lists its product as uncharacterized. Lineage: Eukaryota; Fungi; Ascomycota; Sordariomycetes; Amphisphaeriales; Sporocadaceae. Gene Ontology annotation, biological process: biosynthetic process; amino acid metabolic process. Gene Ontology annotation, molecular function: pyridoxal phosphate binding; transaminase activity. Bases 1 to 1188 code for a protein of 395 amino acids. The record is from RefSeq and is a predicted model, not a curated record. The transcript has 5 exons.